CAUUUAGUUGCUGGCGGCCGCCAUUUUAUGUGGACGAGUUUCAGUAUCAGCGCAACUGUAAGGGACUGCUGGAAUUAAAAAAGUCAUCCUCUCUCUUUAUUUUUUUUUUAAUAAGACAAACUAAUUGUAUAUUCCUAUAAAUGGAGAAAUAUUUAUAUUGAACUGAAACAUUUUCCAAAAAACAAAAUUCUGAUUAACCAAGUAGCUCCAAUUCAGUGACGCAUAAACAGUAAAUAUUUUAUCGAAUUGUAAUUUUUUUUUGUUACUUAAAUGUUAAGAGGAAUAUGGCUCUGGAAAGCAUGAAUGUCCAUCAUCCCUCCCCACCAACCUCCAACCAUGAACACAUCAACAACCUCACAGACGAAAGCAGGGAGGAUGGCGAGUUAGAAGAAGGGGAACUUGAGGAUGAUGGAGGAGAAGUUGAGGCUCCCAAAACUCCUGAACCUCAAGAAAAAGUGAAACACAGCAGAGAAAAAGAGAGACAUGCUAGUGGUUCUGACGAUGAAAAAGUGCACCGUCGCAAAAGAAAGAAACGGAAGGAGAGGGAAAGAGAAAAGGAAAAAAGGAGGUCUAAGAAGAGGCGUAAAUCUAAACACAAACGUCAUGCUUCAUCCAGUGAUGACUACACUGAUUUCAGUGAUGAUUCUGACUACAGCCCUGGAGAAAAAAGCCACCGGAAGUAUCGGGAGUAUAGCCCACAGUACCCACCACCACCACAUCCAGGCUACCCCCCUCCUCCUCAUGGUGCUCCAAUGUCUAAAAAAGGGGGCUACAUGAAGAUGGAAAAGCAAAGCUAUGGCGGCUAUGACGAUUAUGAUGAUGACAACUAUGAGGGGGAAGAAGAUGAAGAAAUGGGGGAAGAAGAAUAUGAUGACUUUACCAAAGAACUGAACCAGUAUCGUAAGGCGAAGGAAGGUGGCAUCAACAAAAGUAGAGGUGCAAAAGGUCGAGGUGGAAAAAGCCAGCGAGGUCGUGGAAGAGGUGGUGGAAUGAGAGGACGAGCAGGUCGUGGAGGCAGAGGAAGAGGUCGGGACAAAAUGGGAGGAGACACUGAUGAUGGAGAUGGCAUGAUAUACAGUGAAGAUAUGGAGUAUGGUGAUGAGGAUUAUGACAACAUGGGUGAUGAUGAUUAUGAUGACUACUCCAAAGAACUGAACCAAUAUCGGAAGUGUAAAGAGGGUCCAAAUCGAGGGCGCGGGGGUGCCAAAGGAGGAGGGCGUGGACGUGUCCGGGGAAAGGGAGGGCGUGGUAUGAGUCGUGGCCGAGGUAGAAACAAUCGAGGUAGAGGCAGAGGUGACUGUGGAGGGAAUGAUGAAGAAAACAAUGGAGAUGUGGACAUGGGACAUGACGGAGGAGGUGGUCAGCGUAGGAAUGAUCAGGAUAAGUCUCACCAGCAACUGUCUGAUAAGAAGGGCAAAGUCAUUUGCAAGUACUACAUUGAAGGCCGAUGCACUUGGGGUGAACAUUGCAACUUCAGCCAUGAUAUUGAGCUACCGAAGAAGAAAGAAUUAUGCAAGUUUUAUAUUACUGGAUUCUGUGCCCGAGCAGAGAAUUGUCCUUACAUGCAUGGAGAUUUUCCCUGCAAGCUUUUCCAUACCACUGGAUCAUGUGUUAAUGGGGAUGACUGUAUGUUCUCCCAUGAGCCUUUGUCAGAAGACACCCAGGAUUUAUUGGACAAGAUGUUAGCGGAGGAUGCUGAGGCUGGUGCUGAAGAUGAGAAGGAAGUGGAAGAACUGAAAAAACAGGGGAUCAAUCCCCUUCCUAAGCCACCUCCAGGGGUUGGACUGCUCCCUACCCCUCCACGUCUACCUCCCACAGAUCCAACAUCUCCAGGAGCAGGACCCAUUCCACCAGUUACUGGGCCUGGUCCAGGUCCUGUACCGGGAGUGCCUGUGGGGCCUAAUGGACCCUGUCCAGGACAGCCACCACCUCCACCUGGUCCUAUGCACCCACCUAUGGUACCUCCACCCCCUUGCCCCAACAAUUCUCAAAAGAAGAUUCCCUCAUUAUUUGAGAUUGUGGUACAGCCCACAGGCCAGUUAGCUCAGAAGCUGGGAGUCAGACCUCCAGGUGCACCACCUGUUCCACCUGGUCCUCCAGGACCACCCGGGCCACCUGGGCCCCCUCCUGGUCCAAACGGUCCAUCACCUCGCUUUCCAGGUCCACAUGGUCCCCCUGGACAUAUGGGUCCUGGUCCACCCGGAAUGAGGCCUCCUGGACCUAUGCCUCAUGACAUGCCAAUGGGACCGCCUGGCCCACCACCACCUAUUGGACCUGGACCACCCAUGAUGGCAUUUGGACCAGGUGAGGGACCUCCACCUAGGAUGAUGCCACCUGGGCCUCCACCUGGCCCCAAUUAUUAUGAUAACUUCUACCAUCAGCAGUCUGAGAUUGAUGCAGAGGCUGAAGGAGAGGAAGGAGAAGAGUAUGAGGAAUAUGAAGGAAUGGAGGAAGGUGAAAGCACUGCGGGUUUUAUCGAACAAGGUGAAGUCACAUCUGAUAUUGGAAUGUCUGGUUCGGACAUCACUGCCUCAGACACUCAGAAGCAGCAGGCCAUUCCUGAUUUCUUGCCUGCCACCCAGAGGGCACUUUUUUUGAGAAUCCAGCAGAACCAGCUUGAUGAUGAAAGAGCUAAGCGGCAAAGCGAUGGCAAUGUGGAACGGGACCAGGAAGGUGAUUCUGCUAACUGGUAUUCAAGUGAGGAGGAGGAUGGUGGUGGUAGUGUGACUUCCAUACUGAAGACCCUGAGGCAGCAAACUCAGGGAACCAAAAUAACAAGUCAGCAGUCUGAGCUCAGUGGAGUCAGCAGUACAAGCAGUAGUGGCACACUGUGUGAUCCCCGUCUGCAGAAAUCACAGUCCCAGCCUUCUUCAGGCAGACCAGCAGACCCUAGACUCUCACGUGACCCCAGACUUGCCCGGACUGGAGAUGCAGGACAGAGUGUGGCUGUAUCCAGUGCUGCGGCUAGCUCUCUGGAAUCUCAAGGUCCAACUGAUCCACGAUUAGCUCGUCACACCACUCUGGCUGCAAAGCCAGAUUCCUCACAUACUCCCCAUUCUAGUGCCUCUCAUGGACACAAGCCUGUGUUAACUUCUUCUGUGGCUGCUGUUCCUGCUGAGGAUGAUGAUGGUGAGAGGGUAUUGCGGGACAAACCAGUAUCCAUUCCUUUGGAACCUUUAAUUGGACAUACUCUUAGAGACCCACGGUCCCAGCUACAGCAAUUUAGCCACAUUAGGAAAGACAUUGUCCUUCACAAACCCAACUUCUCUAAAACAGUCCUUUGGAAUCCAGAAGACUUAAUCCCCCUGCCUAUGCCGAAACAAGACCUCCUUCCACUACCCCCAGGCAUCCCAACAUUAACAGCAAUGGAUCCAAGACUGUGUCGUGCCCAACAGCAGCAACAUACAGCACCUUCUAAUACAACCCAUGGGACGACAGUACCUUCAACAGAGCCAUCUUCUGUGCUCUCAUCCAUCCCUGACUUUGAGUUGUUGUCCCGAAUACUAAAGACUGUAAAUGCUGCAUCUGGGACUUCAGCAUCUCCUCAGACUACAUCAUCAGCUAGUACUGGGACAGUAGUCGUAUCAGGCACAACAGCAGGAAGCUCUGAGAAACCAGUUGAUCCCCGCAUUGUGAGAAAAGCUCCCACAGAUCCCCGUUUACAGCCUCAAAAAUCUGCGCUCAAACAGUCUAGUGAUUUGCCCACAUCCACAGCAAACCAAACAUCUGGGACAGUCUCAUGUUCUGCACCUGCAACUGCUCCGUAUGACCCUAGGAUCUUGACAGCAGGGGGUACGAGCACAGGAAGGGUAGGGACAACUCAGAACAGUGUGCUCAGUGGAAUAAGCCUUUAUGAUCCUAGAACUCAGAAUGCGAGUGGUGUAACAAAACCAGAAAGCAGUAAUUCAAAUACCACUACAACUCCAACAACCACUGCAUCAGAUGUUGUUAAAACUAAGCCUAAGGAGCCUUUAUUUGUCCGCAAGUCUGCUCUUGACCAGCCUGAAGCUGAAAAGGCAGUAACAGACUCAACAACGGACCGAUACAACAGUUACAAUAGACCUCGGGUUAAGACCACUUCAGGACCUGCAACAGGGGCUAGUUCUAAUGUAAGUGGUCUGACUCCUUCCUCAACAUCUGUAAGCACUGCUUCCUCUACCAGCCCAGAAAGUGGACAGCAAGCUCAGCAGCCAGCAAUUCAUAACCUUCCUGUACCAUCACUGUUUGGGCUUGUCAAGCAGGCUACCAAGCCCAGUGGAUCUGGGAGUCCGUUUGGUGGAAACAGUCCAGCACAGCAGGAAAAUGCUGAUCAAGAUGCAGCUUCUUUGAAAGACGUUUUUAAGGGGUUUGACCCGACAGCUUCUCCAUUCUGUCAAUAGUUAUAUUAUUCAAUCAGUAUUUGCAAACAUUACUGGGGGGGGUGGGGUGGGGGGUGAGGUUGGUUAUUUCAUACAUCAUUGUAUUUGUUUUAUGAAAGAUUCUACACAUUAUAUAUUCACUCUAAAUAAAUUCAGCUUAUAACAUUAACCAAAAAAAUGAGAAAAAAAUAAUAGAAUCAUUCAGAUUACAUGAAAUAUGUAUAUAUAUCUAUGUCUCAGAUGUAUACUUUUGAAAACUUUCUGCCUGUAUUCUUUUUUUAUUAACAAAAUCAGAGUAAAUACAUAGCCAGUGUUUGUCCUUAUAUUUGUAUUCUGUCCACAUCAAAGAUUAUAUCUAGGGUUUUUCAUAAGUCUGUGAAUCUGUUGAAAGCAUGUUUUUAAUAUAUUGUCUUACACAAAGCAUGCACUGCCAGCAGUUAUUGGGGUGGGUCCAUUGAAAAAGAAUCUCAGAAUAAAAUAUUUAGUUUUUCUUUUUUUAAAAUGUAUUAUUUAUUUAUUAUUAUGUUUCAUGCUUUUUCCUUACUGUUUCAGCAGAUUAUGCUUUUUUACACACUUUACAUACAUAUACACGCAUGUACGAGUCCUUUAAGACUUGUUCUGUUUAGCACCUUGUGCUUCUGCUCUACAAAAUUUGAAUAUUGUUUUAACAAAUUGCAUCUUUUCAGUUUAUUAGGCCUAUAUGUGGAAACGUCUGUUUUUUUUUCAUGCAUCUUGUAUGUAUGUAUUUUUUUUACCAUUGCUUGAGGCAUGUGUUAAUAAGCAGGCACAGUCAAAAUGCAGUAAUAAAUUAAGCUUUUGUUUUAGUUUUUUAUGAGAGGGUCACUUUAAGCUGCCUUUCUAUGGUUUAAAAUAAUGACCCAAAACACCUUGCGUUUUUUUUUUUUGUUUUUUUUAAUAUAUAUAUAUAUGUGUUUGUGUUUAUUAGCAAACCACACAUUUAAUUUACACACAAAAAAACUUAAAUUCAUAAUGUUCACAUUUCUUAAUUUGUCCACUUUUAAAAGAGGGUGAUUUUGGAAUUAGAUAUGAACACAAAACAGUUAAAUGACAAAUGUGAUUAAAAUCAUGCUUAAAGCCUUUUCUACUUUUCUAUUUUUGUUAAAAGGUUAAAGCAGAGCAAUUUUGACACAUUUUGUUGUAAGAAGUUUUUGUAUUUUUUUGGCAGUACUGUUUGUCUAAAUACUAUAUGUUCUCCUAUUCCAACAUUUUUUUUUAAUUACUAAUAUAUUUUUAGAAAAAAAAUCAUGGACAUUAGGACUGGUUGCAGAUUAAACUAUGUAGGAAAUUUCUAACAUAGUUUGCAAAGCCAUACCAGUAAUUAAACAUCACCCCUUAAAAAUGCUUCAUGAUUAACAUCACCCCUUAAAAUACUUAAUGACUAAUUAAUCCUCAGUCAAUGUUUGUAAUCAGUUCUACAACAGUCUGAUUCAGUUUAAAAGUAAAAUAUUUCCUUUGCAAACAGUGUGAUUUCUGGCCAAUGACAAACAUUUACAUGUUCUUUUGGAAUUAUGCUCUUUAGAACAUUUUUGUAUAAGAGAGGGUGUUUGUAUCUUACACCCUUUAUUUGCACAUGUAUUUAUCUUACUUUAGCUUUGUCAUAAAGAUGCUGCUACUGCUCUCUGUUUCAAAUUAAUAAAUUUGGUUGUCUUUUUAAAACUACAUUUUGAAGUACAUCUGCCUUAUGAGUUAGCAAUGAAACAUUUAUUAUUGCAUCUUUUUAUUUCAGUUUUGGAGUUAGUCUGUAAUGAAAAGAAUGUUAAGGUUUUGUUGUUCAAUAACAGGCAGUUGUGUUUUUUAUAUAUAUUUUUUAUAUCAGUGUUACCAAAUUCAGAAUUAUUUGAGUAAUAAAACUUUCAGGAGAUUAAAGGUCCAGGUGGAUUAGACGUCUGCUUUAGCAUUGGUUUGAGAAACUCGCAAGUAAUUGGUGAAAUAAGGUUAGAGUAAUGUUGCAUGAUUUUAGGUAGCUGAUAUCUGCUAGUAUUUAAUUGUCAGAAGAUAAGUUCAUUCAAGUGGUCAAGACAGCUUUGGCUCAUGAUGUACUAUGGGCAUAAAUCUGAAUUCAUGGUGAACAAAUAAAAACUGAAAUCCUGUCAGUAGUCCAUUUAGUUCACAUAACUGUCCUGAAAUGUGUAAGACAAAAUUUUAAGACACUAAAUCAAGUUUUAAACUUUGCAGCAUUUGUUCAAAAAGUGAUAAUUUAGUCAGUAAAAUCCUACAGGCUCACUGUUACCAUUUGACUUAAUGGGACAACACAUUAAUUGAGACUUUAAAUCAGAAUUUGUUACAGGGUAUACAAGCACAGUAGCUGAUUAGAUGAAAAUUAUCAACAUUUUUUCAAAAAUAAUUUCUUUUUCCCAUUCGUUUGUGCUCAUGGUCAGCCUAAAAAACAUUUUGCUUUAUUAGUAAAAAACAGCACUUCACAUUUGAGCUUUAAUGAAAAAUGUUUGCUUGCAAUCCUUGACUGAUGGAUAAAUUAGCUCUGAUAACCAUCUUAAGAUGCAAUUUGUAGAUUAACAGUUUUAUGUGACACUAUUAUGACUGUUAUUUUAGUGUAGUAUGCAUAAACUUUUAUAUUAUUAAGUUUUUUUUUUUAAAUGAAACCCUAAGGAGCAUUUUCAUAGGGAAAAAGAUGACAAAAAAUAUUCACCAAUUUGCUACCUUAAUGCACCAGAAGGGGGCAACAGAAGCCUAAAAUUCGACUGGCAAUUCAAGCUUCUUAACAGAAUGAUUUCCAUAACACAACAUUGUAGACAUUCUCAGCAUUCUAAUCUUUAAUUGAAACCUGAAGGUAUGGAAAGAAAGGAUGCUGAGAAAGUUGAGAUGUUUAUGUUCCCUUUAAAUUGAUGCAGUCUGUUAAAUUAAAAGCAGACUUGUGUGGAGUCUGCUUACCCUAAUGUCCAUGUUUACGAAUAGUUGCUUCUGAUACUGUUGACAGAACAAAAUAAUGUGUAUUUGACAAAUCUUAAUUGAAAGACAUUGGUUAUGUAAUGUGUAUUGCUUUAAAUUGUCUCAUAUAAGAACUGUUUAUUUAAUGGAGCUGUACAUUUAUUUUUACCUGGAUGUUUAGUGGUCUGAAUGAUGAUAUAUGAUAAGCACUCACAUUGUUGCAAAUUUUGGGAAGUGUUGGUCAUACUUUUCAGUGAACCCUCCACCCCCAUGGAUUGUUUACAUAUGGGAAUAUCGGAACUUUUUAAAAUGCAUAACUUUACUACUUCCAAUAUCCUGCUAAAUUCUUCAGAAAAUGCCCUGAAAAUUCCAGUAAUAAUUGUCAAAAGUGAAAAAUUUUCUGAGAGAAUGAAAAUGGUAUUGGGCAUUAAAGCUGUUAAGCACAAAGACAGACUCCUGGCUAAUUGUCUGCAUCAAACUGGCCUUCAGUGACUUCAUUGAACUCUAAUUUUUGCUGGGGUCAAAAGGUAUCAAGAGCUGCCACAACUUCUAUGCCCAUCAAAAAUGAGCAAAAUUCAUUUGUAAUGAGAUGUUUCAUGAUAUCCACCCCUUGAGAAAAUUGUUUUCAUCCAAUGGUUGUUUGAAUGAGUAUCGCAUACAUGUUUUAAGAGUUUUCUUUUGUUAAAAAGUUUUAUAUAUUAAUAAAUAUUGUUUUGUCUA
This is a messenger RNA of Erpetoichthys calabaricus (reedfish), 7985 nucleotides long. RefSeq names its product zinc finger CCCH-type containing 4 (gene zc3h4). The transcript is spliced from 14 exons. Gene Ontology annotation, molecular function: metal ion binding; RNA binding. The record is from RefSeq and is a predicted model, not a curated record. Gene Ontology annotation, cellular component: nucleus. NCBI's taxonomy places the organism in Eukaryota, Metazoa, Chordata, Cladistia, Polypteriformes, Polypteridae. The coding region runs from base 285 to 4379 and encodes 1364 amino acids. Gene Ontology annotation, biological process: negative regulation of DNA-templated transcription.